Harmonia axyridis is the source of this 1029-nucleotide messenger RNA. RefSeq lists its product as uncharacterized. Lineage: Eukaryota; Metazoa; Arthropoda; Insecta; Coleoptera; Coccinellidae. Gene Ontology annotation, biological process: DNA replication, removal of RNA primer. The coding region runs from base 1 to 1029 and encodes 342 amino acids. The transcript has a single exon. The record is from RefSeq and is a predicted model, not a curated record. Gene Ontology annotation, molecular function: RNA-DNA hybrid ribonuclease activity; nucleic acid binding.
AUGUUAACAAUUUAUAAUGCAAUCGUCCUUCCCUUUCUUGACUAUGGAUCUGUCUUUCUGGGCAGAUGCUCCAAGUCUGUUCUCUCUCGACUUGAUAGGGUCCAAUAUUCGGCUAUCAGAGUAGCACUAGGCUACAUGAAGUCCACGCCUAUAAAUGUCCUCCUCGCAGAGAGUGGUCAACUUCCCCUGUCCUACCGUCGCCUCUGGUUGGCGAUCAAGUUUUUGUCAAAGCUAGCUAAGAUUUCUCCAAAUCCCCUUCUCCAAAGGCUGUCACAACUUUUUUCUUGGCGUCAUGCAUGGGGUAGUAGACCUAUGCCCCCUAUAUUAGAAGCUCUCAAUAUGCUUCCAGAGACUGGCUCCUUCUAUUCCUCUCCCCUCCUUCCUUGUUUCCAGGUUCCCUUGUGUGUCCACUAUCUUGACGUUCCCUAUUAUUCUUUGAACCUUCGUAAAUUGGACUUAGACAAUUCAGGUUUGUUCGAUGAGAGAUGCAGGGAUAAAUUCCCCGAUUUCUCUUUGCUAUUCACUGAUGCCUCAAAAUCGCGAGACCAGGUUGGUAUUGGUAUAUAUAGCCCUGGAAAUAUUUCUUUCAGUGGGAGAGUCCCCUCAAGCUUUUCCAUUUCAUCUGCUGAACUCCUCGCGAUUGAUAAAGCCCUAUCCAUUAUUGAGGGAAUGACUGAUGAUGUCCUCAUCAUUUCUGACUCCAAGUCCGCUCUUGAAAAACUAAAAGGUUGGUUCCCCCAUUCCAGUAACGAUCACAUAACUCUGUCAAUUCGAAAUAAAAUUUACCGCAUCACCCAAACUAAUCGACAAAUUAAAUUUGUGUGGGUUCCCAGCCACACAAACAUCACUGGUAAUGACCAAGCAGAUCGUCUUGCUAAAGAGGGCAGUAAAAUGUCCCAUACCCUUACUAUUAAGGGCGAUAUAAAAGAACAUUGGCCCUCAUUCAAACGCAAUAUAUGGGAAAGAUGGAAGACGGAAUGGAAGCAAACAUCUCUUCAUAGAGGUCACCUUUAUUCGACCAUGAGGUAA